Molecule: messenger RNA, 600 nt
Organism: Saccostrea cuccullata (small rock oyster)
Lineage: Eukaryota; Metazoa; Mollusca; Bivalvia; Ostreida; Ostreidae
Product: ankyrin repeat domain-containing protein 29-like
Exons: 3
Coding region: 1-600 (199 amino acids)
Molecular function (GO): protein binding
Source: RefSeq, a predicted model, not a curated record
AUGGAGAUAACGACUCUGGUGUUUGGUGCUGAUUGUCCACAAAAGACAAUACAAAACGCAGAUAGUGGUUUUCUGAGACGCCAGAUGAAGAUAGAAGACGAUACAGAAGAGGAAGACCGUGAUCCCUUCACUGUUUACCUGCCUCAAGAGUACAUCGCCAUUGUAAAUGAGGAAGAACAUUUAACAGAGGCUGGAAUGGAUACAAAGGGAGGGGAAAGACGAGAUGCAACCAUUAUGUCCUUAUUAAACAACGGUGCCGACAUCAAUUUAUGUAUGAACAACGGAACCAGUCCUCUUAAUGUAGCUUGUAAAAAUGGACAUGAUAGUACGGUGCAACUGUUACUGAACAACGGUGCCGAAAGCAAUCUUUGUACAAAUGAUGGAGUCACUUCUCUCCUUGAAGCUUCUUGUGAAAAUGGACAUGAUAGCCCAGUGCAACUGUUACUAAACAACGGUGCUGACAUCAAUUCAUGUACCAACGAUGGGGCUAGUCCCCUUUAUAUAGCUUGUGAAAAUGGACAUAAUAGCACGGUACAAAUUUUACUGAACAACGGUGCCGACAUCAAUCUGUAUACCAAAGAUGGCGUCUUCUUUAUAUAA